UACAUCUGUGGCUUGGCUGGUCUGCAGGAAAAAUGUAAGGUUGAUGAUUCAAUGCAUAUUGUAGAAGAUGAUGUGAGAUGGUCGUGUUGUUAUCCAGCCUGCUGUUUGGCAUUAUGUGGAUAAAACAAGGACUUGUUGACUCAGUGUCAGUAUUACUAUGUACUGUUUGAGUGUCAUCUCACUACAAUAUUCUCACCUCAGGAUGUUUUAUGGUUGCAUUGCAGAUUUUAUCACUACUGUGGAGUUUUCAGUGUUGAAUAAUCCAGACCAAGUUCAGCUACUGGAUAAAGACACUCAGGAACAACUUCUGGCAAUAACCAAGUUAAAAACUCCAUCCUCUCAGAAAAGCUUCUUGACUUUAAGUCAGUCACCUCACUCCCAAAAUCUCACGGAAAUCUGGGAGCACAGCUGAGCUCAAACAGGAGGUUAUAAUGAAUGUUUGGAAGCAUAUUUGGUUUGGUGUUUUUGCUUUAUGUUAACUUGCUUCAAAUGCUGCUUUAAUAUCGUUAUUUGAAAACCAUGUGAUUUGAGUAAACAUUGAGUCCUGAAAUCAUCUCUUUCCCUGUCAGCACAGAAAAUUGAUUUGAAAUUAUAACCUGUGAAGUGCAGGCCGGUUGAUGAAAAUAAUGUAAUUUGCACAAGUAUAAAACUGCAAAUGACUCAGCUUUCUUUGAUAAAGGACCAGUAAUACAAUUUAUUCUCACUGGGCAUAUUAGGCAUAUUUUAGCAUACUAAACAUUUAUUCAUGUUGAAUACAUGUUAUCUGAUAUUUACUGAAUCAUACAGAUGUCAACAGUAAAGGAAAGAAAAACUGAAUUCUAUGUUGAUGGGACUAAGCAUCCAUAUUUUCUGUGAACCUACAUAGCUUGAGUCAACACUAUGGGUCCAGUGUGAGAAUCCUGGAUGCUACAAAUGGAGAAGAGUGUCAGUGUCAGAGCUGGAAGGCGUCACGGAGGACACACCCUGGUUCUGCUACAUGAAUUACAACAGGGACUUUGCAGAUUGUCAUGUGCCUGAAGAAAACACUGAAUGGUAUGACAAGGCAGCCAAGAGAGUUGGUCUGUGCUAUGUCAAGUCACCCAUAGCUGAGGGUUCGCUUGUCUGGGCCAAAAUGACUGGCUAUUGCAAAUGGCCUGGAGUUAUCACAAAGGACCCCAGCAACCAGCUUCACUGUCUGUUUGAUGGACAUCACAAGCCAGGGUGGUACCAUGUAGAGUUCCUGGGGAGAUGUCACACUCACAGCUGGGUCAGGGCUCUCAGCGUCAAGCUGUACACCGUCAGGACACCUUCACCAUGCCUUGCAGCCACACUUACUGAGAAACAAGGCAGAAUCUGUAUCAGGGGUCGGAAAGGCAGAAGAAAUGCUCUCACUUCUUCCACGAGCAAACACCCAGAGCGCAAGUGCUACAUGAAAGAUGUGUCUGUGGAACAGGCGUGUAUGGAAGCCAAUAAGCUUCUAGCAGUUAGUAAUGAAGAGAGAAUCGCCAUGUGCACCUUCACCAAUACUGCUAGUGUUGUCACAGAGGCAGCUGGGCAUGCUGACGAAGUGGGUGUGGUGCUCACCCCAGUUUUGAGGGAUGGUAUAACACAAAAGAGCAAGGAGAGCAAGUGCUUGGUGAAGACAAAAAUGAACAGCAAAAAGCAGGGCAAACACAAACAAGCUGACUGUCCUGUUGAAGACAGUUUUGCUUUCCCUGACUCUCCAGCAUCAGUAAAUGCAUGUGGUGGGCCCAGUGUGGCGAACCUAGAUAUGAAGUUUCCAGAUUCUCUAGUGAGCCAUUCCAAAGAGGAAAAGCUGGUUCUUGAUGUACAGAUGUAUCAGAGAAAUGAGCGGGCAUUUGAACAUGAUGUCUUGAGGUUCAUGAAGCGAAACAAGAUGACCUUCCGGGGUUUACCAAGAUGGCAGAAUACGUCCAUCAGUCUCUUCCAGCUGUUCCUAGCUGUUCAUGAGAGAGGUGGCUACGAGCAGGUAUGUUCAACCCGUGGUGGUUGGGUGCAAGUUUACAAGGAGCUCACAGAGUGCACGAACAGUGGAGAAGUUGCCAAGCGAUACUAUCGGAGAAAUCUAUAUCCUUAUGAGUUGUUCAUCAAAGGAAAGGACUUUCAGAAAAUACUUCCAUCUAAACACAGUGGUAAGAAGAGAAAAGAUGUAACCAAAGAAACAAGUUUUGCUGAGUGUGUGCCGUACAUGGACUCCAGCCAGAGACUGGAUGACAGUAGUGUUGGUGUGGACCGAGGCAGCAGCCCUUUUGAGUCCAUUGUGUCGGAGAAAUCUGUGAAUCUGAUGGAGAUGCUUGGAGACUUGGAGACCAGUGCCAACCUGUGCUGUUUGGAGGAAGAUGUGCUGAUGGGUAAGGCCAAACUUGGCAUUGAGAUCACAUUCUUUGAUGAAUCCCCACAACGGCCUGGAAGAUCCUCUCAGUACCUCAAAGUGGCAGACACUGCAUCAGAAUUCGGAUAUGCAGCCAUUCCUAACUCCAGUGACGGAGCUCAAGAAGUGCCUGAUGUAUCCCUUGUAAGCUCAGGGAGCAGCAGUGACGAUGGAGACCAGCUGAUACAUGAGAUGCAGGCCCUGCAGGAGGGCAUCGACCUUGUUGAUGGGGAGAUGCACUUCCUAUAGCUGCCAUGAAAGAUAACCUUUGUAAACGUCUUAAUCUUAAUAUUCAUCACACAAUAAUGGCCUGUGUUCAGCUCAGGGAAUAAAGUGUGAAGGUUCAUUAAUGUUUCCAUUCCGGAAAUGAUGGUUUUCAAGAGAAGAGAUGUUUUCAGUGUUGUUUUGAAUUAUAAGCGAAAAUGUUUAUGUUAUUAUUAAGAUUUAUGUCCCAAUUUUUGUGUCUUGUAUAUUUCAACCAAACUGUCCGUUUGUGGAUAAGAUGUUAAGGGUUGCUAAUAUACUGAAGCAUGAAUGUUCAGUGUGACUAUGGAUACCUGAUGUCAUUCAAGAUACUUGACAAGUACAAUGCAGUGUCGAUGUGAGAUGGUUCAUUAAAGACGGAACUCAGCUGCUCUCUUACAAGUUGAAAAUACAAUGUUUUUAAAUACUUUUAUCAUAUAUUAUCUGCUACCCUUCAAUAAGACGCUGAGUAUAUAGCAUCAAGAACGCAAAACAAAACAUGUAGUAAUUGUUUAUGGUAUUGAUUGACAAUAAACUGAUGUGAGAUGAAGUUUGGAAGUGAGGUGGGCAGGGGGGGGAAUAUCAGAUAAUUAAGGCAAUGUGGAAUUUCAUGAUAGGAUGAACUCCACGGCCUAUGAUUAUAUUUAAUUGCUGGUGGAUAACAGCUGACUUCGGUCCAAUCGGUUGUAUCCCAUUUCAGAACCAGGGUAUGGUAUCGUAACUGCUAUAGAAAACAGGCUUAAUUUGUUGAACAAUAACUAGUUUUCUUUGUGAUUCUUACUGGUCUGUCUUAAUUGAAUAAACACCUUGAAUGUAGCUUAUGGUAAGCUAGGCUUAGUACUUUCAGGUAUUUCACAGUUUUUGAAAUUAAUUCAGGUAUCUAUUCAGUACAUAAUAACUUAACACUUUACUGUGAAUGAUAAGGCUUGACAUGGAAGUGGCCUCUUCUAAGCCAUUGAUUUUGGUGGACAAGUUUGAAUUGUACCAUAGUGACUGUUUUACAGAAAGGGCUUGUGUUGCCCCAGGCAAAAGGCUUAGAAUUCUCUGUAAAAUCAGAUGGAUGAGGGAUGAAGAUUAAAUCAUGGUGUACAAAUUAUUGGUAUCAUACACAGGUAGCAAGAUUGUAAGUCUUGCGGUGUUUGACUCAAGCCUGACAUGUAAUAGAGUUGAGAUAAAAGUGCACAAAAUUUGAAACUGUUUAUGGAACUUUAAGCCCAUGAUAUUAAAGAAUGGUUUUUGUUUUCAUUUAUUGCAUGUUCAUCGUCCCUGAGUAAUGGAGAAUCACAGAUUUGAUGCCAUUCCAACACUUUGACCAAAAAGAACAUCUUUUGAACAACAGCUCACAUAUUCGUAAGGGUGCGAUAGUCACACCAAAUCCCUUGAUAUUGUGAAUGAAUUUGUUGAUGUUAUUAGGUUAAAAUUACUUCUUUUAUGAUACAUAUUAAUUUAACUAUUUCCACUUUGGUGUUUGUUCCUCUUGUUUAUUUAUCAAUUUCUUAUUUAUUGCUUGAUAUUUACGAAACACUUGCCAAACAAAAUAAAUUUUUUCUAGAAUAUAUAUAUAUAUUACUUAUGUACACUGAAAUGUCGGGCAUGUGUGUGAUAUCAUUCGUUUGUUUUGUUACACAAAUUCAGAAUUUGUUGAUUAUGUCAUUCCUCCAUUUAAAUAUUGAAUAAUAUCAUGCAUUUGUGAUACUCAUUUAAGAAAUAAACCUUUAUUGCC
Haliotis rubra (blacklip abalone) is the source of this 4337-nucleotide messenger RNA. RefSeq lists its product as uncharacterized. The transcript has 11 exons. The record is from RefSeq and is a predicted model, not a curated record. Gene Ontology annotation, molecular function: zinc ion binding; DNA binding. The coding region runs from base 977 to 2620 and encodes 547 amino acids. NCBI's taxonomy places the organism in Eukaryota, Metazoa, Mollusca, Gastropoda, Lepetellida, Haliotidae. Gene Ontology annotation, cellular component: nucleus.